Entamoeba histolytica HM-1:IMSS is the source of this 876-nucleotide messenger RNA. RefSeq lists its product as uncharacterized. Bases 1 to 876 code for a protein of 291 amino acids. The record is from RefSeq and is a predicted model, not a curated record. The transcript has a single exon. Lineage: Eukaryota; Evosea; Mastigamoebida; Endamoebidae.
AUGUGUUUGGUUAAGAAGAGAAAACAACGAUUAAAUCUCCAUAAAAGAAGAUUUGGUUCAUAUGGUUCAAUACGAUUUAAUUAUGAUGGAAUACCAAGAAGUAAUCAAACAAAAUAUAAACCAUUUAAUACUUCCAUGUAUAUGAGUGGUAGAUUACAGAAUAAUAAUCAAGGAGUAUAUUAUACUCAACCUCGACCAAAUAGAAAAGAAACAUUAGAUGAAAUGCAAACACAUAGAAAGAGAAAAAUGAUUAAUGAUGUAGAUGAAGAUUUAGAACGAUUGAAUAAUAAUCAAGCAUAUAUUAGAAGAGUAGUACCACCUGAAUUAUGGAAGAGAAUUGAAGAUGUUGCAUUUGAACCAAAUGUAGUAAGAAGAUAUGAAAAGUUGCAAGAUAUUCUAGUACCAGAAGCUAUUACUACUCAUUCAUCCAAAGAUUAUUAUCAUAAAAUUCAUAUUGGUGCAAGAACAAAUAGAAGUGAUAAUAAAGGUACCAUCUUUAAACCAUCUGAUUUUGAAAGAAGAGGAUUGCAUCAAUAUUUACAUAAACAACCUCAUUUUAAUAAAAUAGAAAGUGGGAAAGAGAAAUAUGAAAUGAUGAAGAAUGUUUAUAAUCAAUUAGAACGAUGGGGAACAAGUGAUGAUCGUACUGAUUAUGAAAAGGUAUUACUUAGAGUAUCACCUGAUGAUGAUAAAAUUAAUCAUUUUAAAACAAUAAAAGGAAACAUUAAAUAUUAUAAUAAAAAAUUAAUUAUCUUCUUUCUUUGGUUUACUUUCUUCUUCUUUCUUUUUAUCUUUUAUUAUAAAUCUAUUCUUGUAUUCUUUUUUAGCUACUUCUGGUGUUUUUACUUUUUUAAUCUGUGGUUUAUCCCACAUUAA